AUUUUAGGCCUGCUUGGAAGAAUAUAACUCAAUACAGUGGCCUAGUCUUGCUGGUAGAGGUUUUGCAGACUACCAUUGCCACCCCGGCUCUGAAGGAUGGAUUUAAACACCACCAUGUCGAGCAAAAGGGCAAAGACCAAGACCACCAAGAAGCGCCCCCAGCGCGCAACAUCCAACGUAUUUGCCAUGUUUGAUCAGUCACAGAUUCAGGAAUUCAAAGAGGCCUUCAACAUGAUUGAUCAGAACAGAGAUGGUUUCAUUGACAAGGAAGAUUUGCAUGAUAUGCUUGCCUCCUUAGGAAAAAAUCCAACUGAUGAGUAUCUGGAUGCCAUGAUGAAUGAGGCUCCUGGGCCCAUAAAUUUUACCAUGUUUCUCACUAUGUUUGGUGAAAAGUUAAAUGGCACAGAUCCGGAAGAUGUCAUCAGAAAUGCUUUCGCUUGCUUUGAUGAAGAAGCAACUGGCACCAUCCAGGAAGAUUACCUGAGAGAGCUGCUGACAACCAUGGGAGAUCGGUUUACAGACGAGGAGGUGGAUGAGCUAUACAGAGAAGCGCCUAUCGACAAAAAGGGAAAUUUCAAUUAUAUUGAGUUCACGCGCAUCCUUAAACAUGGAGCAAAAGACAAAGAUGACUGAAAAGAACUUCAGAUUCCAGCCAAACGUUCCUUGUUGCCACUUUGGGUAUUUCUGAGACUUUCUCUUAGAGUCUGUUGCAUGCCCUGAGCUUUGCAGCUUUUGCCUUUCUUGUUGUAUUUAUUCUCAGCCAUUUUGGGCACAUGCAUCUCUAUAAUCAGACUGGAAAUGGGGUUUUUUAUGAUUUUCAGAAUAGAAAAAGGGCAAUUUAACUUACCAGCCCCCCAAAAUAACUGCAGUCUACACAGAGUCAGUAUAUUUUUUCAGAGAAAGUUAUUCACUCAAUUUUUUCUGAACCAUAAUUAAACUUUAUGAUAAAAAACUUA
Molecule: messenger RNA, 956 nt
Organism: Mustela erminea (ermine)
Lineage: Eukaryota; Metazoa; Chordata; Mammalia; Carnivora; Mustelidae
Product: myosin regulatory light polypeptide 9
Exons: 4
Coding region: 97-633 (178 amino acids)
Biological process (GO): platelet aggregation
Cellular component (GO): cytoplasm
Molecular function (GO): calcium ion binding
Source: RefSeq, a predicted model, not a curated record